AUGUCGAUCGUGUCCGGAACCGGAGCUGUCCAUCUCACCGACGACGUGCGCUCGGCUGUCGUCGCCGUCAGCAAGCGCUACAACUUCACCACCACCUCCGCCAGCGACAACUCGUCGCUCUUCGUGCCCUUCUGCACCCUCAAGUUCGUCGACGGCAAGCCCUGCCUCACCAUCGACACCGUCUCUGCCACCACGCCAGUCUCUUCUUCAUCAUCGGACUCCGGCAGCGAGGUGGCGGCGGCGACGUGGGAGAGCCUGGUGGCGAGCCUGCCGCGCGACCAGUGCCGCAUGGCCGUGGCGCAGGUGCCGUGGCGCGCCCACGCCGAUGGCGUCGUGCGGUCGCGCCUGGUGUUCAUCCUGUGGGCGCCCGAGGCCACGGAGGCCACCUACCGCCAGGUCCGCCAGCAGUUCCACGCCCUGCUCUCCCUGCUCGAACAGGUGUACAGCCCCCUGAUCUCCCGGCCCAGAGAGGAGUUUCUGGCGGCUGCGCAGAAAGGCAAAUUGAGGAAGGUGCUCUUCAAGAUGGCGCGGAAGAGCGUAUGCGAUGUGCGGGACUAUCUGAACGACGUGGCGCCCAAGAAGCUCGCCGCUUGGAUGCGCCUCGCGACGGUCACCCACCGGCCGUAG
Molecule: messenger RNA, 627 nt
Organism: Acanthamoeba castellanii str. Neff
Lineage: Eukaryota; Discosea; Longamoebia; Acanthamoebidae
Exons: 3
Coding region: 1-627 (208 amino acids)
Molecular function (GO): actin binding
Source: RefSeq, a predicted model, not a curated record